Messenger RNA from Exaiptasia diaphana, 2391 nucleotides. Its product is annotated as pyruvate dehydrogenase (acetyl-transferring) kinase isozyme 2, mitochondrial. Gene Ontology annotation, cellular component: mitochondrion. The transcript is spliced from 13 exons. Bases 147 to 1400 code for a protein of 417 amino acids. Gene Ontology annotation, biological process: protein phosphorylation; regulation of glucose metabolic process. Gene Ontology annotation, molecular function: pyruvate dehydrogenase (acetyl-transferring) kinase activity. Lineage: Eukaryota; Metazoa; Cnidaria; Anthozoa; Actiniaria; Aiptasiidae. The record is from RefSeq and is a predicted model, not a curated record.
CGAUCCAAGUGAUUCCAGUUUAGAUUCUAUAUUGUACUGUACGUUAGAAACAUGGGGYUAUAGUCUCCCGUUGAUUAUGUUAGGGGCUUCUUUUGURAUCGAGUUUAUAAGAAGAAGCAAUAGCACGUCCAAGGACUUUCGCAACGAUGAAGAUAUCAAAGGCUUUACUUCGAGACAUCGGUAGUCUCAUUCAAAGAUACAGUCGCUACCAACAAUCAAUUUUAUCCAUCGAACAAUACACAUCUUUCGGUAGAAAAGCCAAACCCCUUGAUUCUUACAGGUUCGGCAAGAGUGAAUUACCAAUACGAUUGGCACACAUUAUCAGGGAAAUUGAUCUUUUGCCCAAAAAUCUGCUUAAAACUCCAUCAGUACAGUUAGUAAGAAGCUGGUAUGUUCAAAGUUUUUCUGAACUUGUUGAAUUUGAAGAUGAACACGAUGAUGAUGAAACAGCUAACAGGUUUACAGAUAUGUUGGCCUCUAUCAAGCAAAGACACAAUAAUGUAGUUGAAACUAUGGCACAGGGUAUUGUUGAGCUAAGAAAUAAAGGUGGCAAAGAUGCUCUUCAUCCUUCAAUACAAUAUUUCCUUGAUCGCUUUUACAUGAACAGAAUUGGAAUUCGAAUACUUAUCACUCAACACUUGAUGUUGUUUGGUCAUGAAGGAGCAGUGAGUUCUAAAAGUAAUUUUAUUGGAGCAUUUCAGAAUGACUGCAAUGUUGCUUCUAUUGUUGAAGAUGCUGGAGAAAAUGCAAGUUACUUGUGUGAUCAAUAUUACUGUGCCUCACCUGAAAUAGAAAUAAAACAGUACAAUGCACUUGACCCAAAAGCCACAGUUACAUUUCCUUAUUUACCAGCACAUCUCUACCACAUGUUAUUUGAACUUUUAAAGAAUGCAAUGAGAGCUGUCACAGAAAACUUCCCAACCAGUGUUGAAAUGCCACCAAUACAAGUGAUGAUCACAAAAGGAAAAGAAGAUAUGACCAUCAAGAUAUCUGACCGUGGUGGUGGCAUUGCUAAAAAUAAAAUAGAUGAAGUAUUUGAGUACCACUACUCCACCGCUCCAGAACCCACAACAUCAGGGCAUGUGGCCCCCCUGGCUGGAUAUGGUUAUGGUCUUCCUCUAUCAAGACUUUAUGCUAAAUACUUUGAUGGUGACUUGCAACUGUACUCCAUGGAAGGCUAUGGAACUGAUGCUAUCAUUUGGCUAAAGGCUUUCUCACGAGACGCAAGUGAAGUGUUACCAAUCUACAACACUCGCACUCCUAAGAACUACGAAGAAGUGAGAGCCUCUUACAAUUACGCACGUGACUGGAGCUCAUCGAAGUUCUACGGCGGUGUGGGAACUCAUAGAUUCCUUUCAACRUUUAACACCAGACGRUCUAUYGGGAAUAGACGGAAAUGAUAGUUCUAGCGCCGUUUUUAUUGUAUUACUUUUUGUACAUAUAUUAUAAUUAUUAUCUAAAACGUUGUCGUUACAACACAAAAUUCCAUUUUUUAAAAAACGAUCUGUAAAAACUACUGUUUUUCGUGCUGUUAUUAAGUUUAUUGUUUACGAUGGACUWAGUUGACAACACGAAAAUCUUAGAACUAAAAUUAAAGAUGCUCGAAACUCAAGAAACCCAUGGUAACGAAAACACGAGUAAUUUUUUUUAGCAAACAUUUUACAAGUGUAUUUUUUUAUAGAGCGAAGUCCUUAGACCCGUGAAACAAAGUCUGACCAUUAAGGUGUGAGAGUCGUUGAUUAGUKUAAUAUCUGUUUCACGGGUUUUGUGACUUCGCUCUAUUCUCUAGKGAGGAGUUGCUACUCUUAAAUUAAAAAAUAUAAUAUAUUUAAUUGGUCAACGGAAAAAGGGCAUGGAAGCAUUUUAUCAUUUAAAUGAUUUUUAAUCGUUGCGGUUUACAUGUAACAUUUGAAACCCUAAACCCCACUUUCUAAGUCGUUAGAUAAAUCUAUAAACAGAUUUCCGUGAAAUACUGGUGGUUUUCAUUAACCCGUGAAACAURGUGCAAUACGUAGCCCAAGUGUAGUAUAGUGUAAUACGAAGAAAGAUGUGCAUACAUUCAGAGUGAACUAAAUCAUACUAAUCUAUCAAACUUUUAUAGUCAAUUUUGUUUCACGGGUUGUCGACUAUAUUUCAUGUGUUAAUGAAAACUACUCUARAUAUAAGUUAACAUGUAAUGCUCCAAUUGAUCCAAAGAAAAUAAGUCAGAAAUAAAGUCUGAAAACACAAAAAGCGUGAAACAGCAUUAACCAUAUAGUGCUAAAUGGUGUUGAUUAUUCAGCGUCACUUAUAUAUUUGACAUGGACGAUAAAUAUCAUGUUUUAUUGUAUUUUUACAAGAGUGAAGUAAGAAAAACCGCGAAGUACACUAAUAUACCUWAGUACGCCCUAA